Messenger RNA from Musa acuminata subsp. malaccensis (wild Malaysian banana), 2208 nucleotides. RefSeq names its product flap endonuclease GEN-like 1. Gene Ontology annotation, molecular function: 5'-flap endonuclease activity. The record is from RefSeq and is a predicted model, not a curated record. Gene Ontology annotation, biological process: pollen development. NCBI's taxonomy places the organism in Eukaryota, Viridiplantae, Streptophyta, Magnoliopsida, Zingiberales, Musaceae.
GAUCCUGUGCAGCAAGUGCCAUCGAGCCAUUCACGAAUCUCAAAGGCUUCCCCGCUAUAUCCGAUCAAGUCGCCAUCGUACCGGGGUGAACCGGCGCAAUCGUCAACCGGGUUUAAACCGUUCUCCUCCUCGUCCUCUUCGUUCGCCGCCGUCUCCUCGCCCGAGAUGGGCGUCGGCGGUAACUUCUGGGACCUGUUGAAGCCCUACGCUCACAACGAAGGGGUCGACUUCCUCCGGGACAAGCGCGUCGCCGUCGACCUCUCCUUCUGGCUCGUCCAGCACGAGGCCGCCAUCCGAAGCAGGAGCCCCCGCGCUCGGAACCCUCACCUCCGCACCACCUUCUUCCGCACCGUCGCCCUCUUCUCCAAGAUGGGGGCGUAUCCGGUGUUCGUGGUGGACGGAACGCCGUCGCCGUUGAAGGCGCAGGCGAGGAUCGAGCGCUUCUUUCGGAUGUCGGGGUUGGACCCCACGGCGCUGCCGAAGCCCGUGGAGGACGAGGAGGGGGAGGCAAGUCCAGUGAAGCAGCGGAAUCAGGCCUUCACCAGAUGUGUGCGGGAGUGCAUGGAGCUCCUCAGACUUCUAGGAAUGCCUGUUUUAGAAGCUCGUUCAGAAGCUGAAGGUCUCUGUGCACAACUAAAUAGUGAAGGUCAUGUGGAUGCUUGUAUCACUGCCGACAGCGAUGCCUUUCUUUUUGGAGCCACAUGCGUCAUAAAGAGACUAAGAUCUAACUCUAAAGAACCAUUUGAAUGCUACAAUGUAUCAGAUAUUGAAGCAGGCCUGGGUUUGGGAAGAAAACAGCUGAUAGCCAUUGCUCUUUUGGUUGGCAGCGAUCAUAAUUUACAUGGGGUCCCUGGUUUUGGGGUUGAUACUGCUGUUCGCUUCGUCCGGUUAUUUAAUGAGGAUGAGAUUUUGAAUAGGUUAUUGGAGAUAGGCAAGGGGGACAUAGACCUAGUAAAUGGAAUUACGAAGUCACCCAGGUCAAGUGUGGGUUCUGGAAAUGUAAGAUCCCCACACUGCUCAAACUGUGGUCAUCCAGGCAGCAAAAGUGCUCACCUCAAAAUUGUUUGUGAGUACUGUGUUACUAAUGGUUCUCGGAACUGCAUGAAAAAGUCUUCUGGUUUCAAAUGCACAUGCUCCAGCUGUGCUGAGGAGCGCAAGUUCAAGGAGCAUCAAAGACGUGAAAAUUGGCAAAUCAAGAUGUGCAAGAUCAUUUCUGCUGAGCCGAAGUUUCCGAACAAUGAGAUCAUUGCAUUAUUUUUAGCUAACAACCAUGGGUAUUACAGCGAAAAGGAUGGCCCUUCGCUUAGCUGGGAUAAGCCUAAAGUUGAGGAUCUGAUUGACUUCCUAACUUAUCACCAGCACUGGGAGCCAUCUUAUAUUCGGCAGAGGAUGAUUCCCAUGUUGUCUACUGUGUACUUGAGAGAAAUGGCCUCAACUCAGAAUGAGAGCUCACUGCUAAAUGACCAAUAUAAGUUUCACUCCAUUCUGCGGGUGAAGAUAAGUCAUGGUCAUCCUUACUACUUGGUCAAAUGGAAGAGAGCUGCCAUCAAUACUGUCGUUCAUAGUGUCUCCACUGAGCAAACUGAAGUCGACCAGACCCAAUUAUCGGGAUCCAUUGAGUCAACAGAUCCAUUAGAUGAGCCAGAUGUCCCAACAAUUCUUGUGGAUAAUGGAUGCUGGUUUCUCUUGACCGAUGAAAACAUAAAUCUUGUACAAGCUGCAUUUCCCAAAGAGGUCAACAACUUCAUGGAAGAAAAGGGGUCAGAAGAAUUUAGAUCAAAACAGAGCAAAUAUAUGUACAAAGCUGGUAUGUCUGACAAAUUGGCACCUUCUAAAUCCACUGGCGUCCAGCUUAGCAUCACCGAGUUUUACCGUUCAGAAAAAGUAUUGGCUCAACCUGCAUUGGGUGAUGACUCAGAGAAGAAAUCAGGCAAAGGCAAGUCACCAGGAGAUCAUAGAAGGAAGUCAGAUGAUGUGGAUAAGAACUUACCCAAAUCUGUUCGGAGACGCCUCUUGUUCAACUAGCUUGUGUCCGUUCUCUUCUUAGUUUAGAUUUUGCUUUCGUGUCUGUAUAGCUAUUUUGCUCGUUCUGCGCUUUCAUGUAUAUUAUGAAGAAAUGAUGUUAAAUGUGGCAGCCUCUUCUUUCGCCCAACCCAUUUUGAGAAUUAGUGAUCGAAGUAUAUGAUACAAAGCCUGACCAAUUAAGUU